AUGGAGCCGAUGUUCAGUCCACCGCUUCACAGGCAGAGACAUCAGUUUGUCAUCGACUUUGUCAAGAGGAACAAAACCAAAAAGGUGGUCGACUUGGGAUGCAGUGAGUGCAGCCUUCUCCAAAAACUGAAGUUUCACCGUGAAAUUGAACUGCUGGUUGGAGUGGACAUCAGAGGUGCCAUAGUGAAAAAAAAGAUGCAUGGGUUAGCACCUGUAUCAACUGACUAUCUGCAGCCAAGUUACGAUCAGCUGCGCGUUGAGCUGUACCAGGGCUCAGUCACACAAAAAGACGCCCGCCUCAGAGGAUUUGAUCUGGUGACCAGUAUAGAGCUCAUCGAGCACCUCACUCUUGCUGAUGUGGAGCGUUUCUCUGAGGUGGUGUUUGGUUACAUGUCCCCAGGGGCGGUAAUUGUCAGCACCCCAAACUCUGAGUUCAACCCCCUUCUUCCUGGACUAUCAGGUUUCAGGCACAGUGACCAUAAGUUUGAGUGGACCAGAGCAGAGUUCAAGUCCUGGGCUCUGAAGGUGUGUUUGGAAUAUGGUUAUGAGGUGGAGUUCACUGGCGUUGGACAGGCACCACCAGGUCAGCAGGAGAGGGUCGGCUUCUGCUCCCAGAUUGGUGUGUUUCAGCGGCUCGGGGGGAGUGAGAGUUGCAGCAUGUUGUUGGGUGAUGAUGCUGAGGAUGUGUUUUCAUACACACUGCUGUAUCGUGUAAACUACCCCAGUCUGCAUGACAACAACAUCCUGCGGAGGGUCCUGGUUAGUGAGGUGUUGUAUUGGGCAGAAAAGCUGAAGAGUAGAUGGAUGGAGGAGAGGACUGGUGAGAGACAGCGCCAGGCUGAAGAUGGGGAGGAAUGUUUCGGAGCGUCAGAGAGACACAUUGAGAUGGGGGAGAAACAGACAGCAGCAUGUGGAUCUGAGGUGAAAACGCCAGUGGAGCAGUGGGACCGAGGUAUGUCAGGGCAACAGGAAGGAGAGGAUCAACAGGUGUUUUGGAGAAAUGGCCUAGGACGACAGGAGUCUUGCAAAUCGCGCAGGUGUGUUUCUGUACCUCUGGCUGUGCUGUGGUCCUGCUGCCCCAAAGUCAAUGCCCUGAGUGGAAGUCUUAGUAAUCUCCGCCAUUUCCUUAUGGACGACCCCAAAGUUAGGCUGAGCCAGGACGGCUCUGCUGUGCUCCUAAAUGUCCAGGAACAAGACGCUGAAGAAGAAGAGGAUCAUGAUGUUGUGGAGGACAGCGGGUACGCAGAGGCCAGCCGGUGCUCCCACAGUGCUGAGCCAGAGGAAGACUGGGAAGCAAAUGUCUGAUCUGGCGGAUACAGCUUUGUUGUCGGGGCAAGUAGGUGACUUGUUGAGCGAGCAAAUGGUUUCCCUUGGUUACUACUGGACAGUGCAGGUGUACUGACAAUUCCCAACUGCACUGUGUAAACUUUUGGCUUUUGCAUUUAUUAAAUACUUGUUUGGACUGCAACUUUGU
Epinephelus moara (kelp grouper) is the source of this 1474-nucleotide messenger RNA. RefSeq names its product HEN methyltransferase 1 (gene henmt1). The transcript is spliced from 9 exons. Lineage: Eukaryota; Metazoa; Chordata; Actinopteri; Perciformes; Serranidae. The record is from RefSeq and is a predicted model, not a curated record. Gene Ontology annotation, cellular component: cytoplasm; nucleus. Gene Ontology annotation, molecular function: RNA methyltransferase activity; O-methyltransferase activity. Gene Ontology annotation, biological process: siRNA processing; RNA methylation; piRNA processing. Bases 1 to 1305 code for a protein of 434 amino acids.